This is a messenger RNA of Nelumbo nucifera (sacred lotus), 1810 nucleotides long. Its product is annotated as trihelix transcription factor ENAP2. The record is from RefSeq and is a predicted model, not a curated record. Gene Ontology annotation, cellular component: nucleus. NCBI's taxonomy places the organism in Eukaryota, Viridiplantae, Streptophyta, Magnoliopsida, Proteales, Nelumbonaceae. Gene Ontology annotation, molecular function: transcription cis-regulatory region binding.
CUUCCCCAAACUACCCUCCCGGACCAACCAUUGAAACUCCAAGGUGACGAAAAUAAGCCCAACAUUCCAAGGGCAAGAUGGUCAUUUGCCAUAUCGGUAAGUCCCAUCGUAGACAGAGACCAACCGGAAUUUUCUUCUCUCUUUCCUUGUAGUUGUAGUUGUAUGAAUCGUCUCUCCUUUCCGUCUGCCUAAACCACGGAAAAAACAAAUCCCAAAAUAAUAAGGGGUCAGAGAGAGAGAGAGAGAGAGAACAACAACGACGUAAGUGCGUGUAACCGAGCCGAGCCGAUUCGAUCGGAGCCGAGCAAUGACGCAAGCAUCCGCGCGAACGUCGCCGCACGCGCGCUUUACCGGCGACCUGACCGUAACCCCACACAUGCGGCUCACGCGCCUGUCGACAGCCGGCGCAUUGCCGCUACGACUACGUUACAUCCCACCGACGCAUCUCGUCUCCAUCCCUCCCCUUUAACAACAACAACAAAACAAACACCACCUCUUCGGAAGAUUCAACUUCAAAGCAGAGACGGCGAUGGACGGAUCGGAGGCCCCAACGACGACGGCUCAAGCACGCCCGUCGCACAAUCCGUUGCCCUUCCGUGAGGAUUGCUGGAGUGAGGAAGCCACCUACACGCUGAUCGAAGCCUGGGGCGAUCGGUAUAUCGAGCUCAACCGCGGGAACCUCCGUCAGAAGCAUUGGCAGGAGGUCGCUGACGCCGUUAACGCCCGACAUGGCGCCAUUAAGAAGAAUCGUCGCACCGAUGUUCAGUGCAAGAACCGGAUCGAUACCUUGAAGAAGAAGUACAAGAUUGAGAAAGCUAGGAUUUUGGCUUCGGACGGGACCCUAACUAGUAGCUGGCCUUUCUAUUAUCGUCUCGAUGCCCUGAUUGGGUCGACCGUGCCGGCGAAGAAGCCAUCGCCUCCACUUGCCCUUCCUUUGCCCUACCGGAAGACACCUCCUUCGCUGCCGCACGCUUCUCCGGUACCGGUCGCCGUCCGGUCGGCGAAGGAGAAGCGGCCGUCUCCUGCGGUCGACGAUUCCUUCUUCCGGCGGAACUAUUCGGCGGUUGCUGCUGCAGCUGCGGCUGCAGAGAACGACGCGGAUUCGGAGUCGUCGAGGUCGAGCACGGAGAGUCGACGUCGAGAUGGGGAGGCGGAUGGGUUUCGACAGCUGGCUCAGGCUAUAACGAGAUUUGGGGAGAUUUAUGAGAGAGUGGAGGGCGCGAAACAGAGGCAGAUGAUUGAAUUGGAGAAGCAGAGGAUGCAGUUUGCCAAGGAUUUGGAGUUCCAGAGGAUGCAGUUGUUUAUGGAUACACAGGUUCAGCUUGAGAAGAUCAAGCGUGCAAAAAGAGCGGCUGCUGCUGACGGUAAUUUAUAGCUAGCCGUGUGGGAGAGAAAGCUUGGCAAGAGGAGGCCAUUCUUGGGAGAUGCGCUGUUUGGUUUACAGAAUCUGGAGAUGAGAUUUGCCCCUGGAGAACAUAUUACUCCACCUAUAUUUGGGACUUGGGAUUAAAAGAAUGUCCUGGUGGAGAGUGGAAGCCUGGCACUGAAGCUUUGGUGAUGUUGUAUAGUGCCAGUAGAACCUGCUUUCUUGUGAAUUCUGCUUAUUUUAGUUUGGGACGCUUCAGAAGAUUAUGGGCAGAUAGGUUUUAACAAUUUUUAUUAUAUAUAUAUAUUCCUUUGUCCUCCCUUCUCCUUCGUUGUUCAGCCAACACUGGGCAGUUCUAUCUGCUUUUCUUUCUUGGUAAUUUAGUUUGUUUAGAACUUAAAAUUGUACCUGCUCCAAUGUACUCUACCUAUUUGCUUGUCUUCA